Gregarina niphandrodes is the source of this 1410-nucleotide messenger RNA. RefSeq lists its product as hypothetical. The transcript has a single exon. Lineage: Eukaryota; Apicomplexa; Conoidasida; Eugregarinorida; Gregarinidae. Bases 1 to 1410 code for a protein of 469 amino acids. The record is from RefSeq and is a predicted model, not a curated record.
AUGAAGAUGAUAUAUGAUGGAGAAAUGCUAUACCGAAUGAGGUCGUGUAGUUCGGUGUUUGAAGAAGGGUUCGUUGGUAUAGCUCCAGGGUUGGUUUUGACUUCGUAUACGAACCGAGAAGUGGGUUACUGUGCGGGUAGUCACUUGGAGUUGUUUUGGUUCGGUGGAGAUCUAAGUAUGUUUGACGAGGCGCUAACGGGUCGACUGCGACAAGAGGUGACAUCUUUGCGAAUUACAGGAGGCUGGUAUGCCGCAUCACCGAUUGGCAAGGAGACUUCUGGUAAUGAGAAUGGGUUCUGUGACUUUUACAUGAAAGACUUUGCUCCGGAUCCCUUCCUGACUACGUUGCCCAAUUUACCGGUGUUUGGCCGCAUGGUGUCCCCCGCGGAUGGGACGGCCGGGGCCUUGAACCUUUUGGUGAACUGGGUCACGCUCAAGGAUAUCGCCAUCAAUGACGACCUGCGCGACGGAUUGCCGGUUGUGCGCGUGCUCGCCAUCAUGGACACGGUCAUUCCGACUCUCUCCGACUCGUCGGUCCGGCAGACGCUGCGACACGAGACACCGGGCCACGAGACACCGGGCCACGAGACACCGGGCCACGAGACGCCGGGCCACGAGACGCCGGGCCACGAGACGCCGACACAGGCGCAGAUGCCGAUGGACACACUUGGGUGCUUGCGGAAACACAACAACUGUCUGAUCAGCCCACACGCACCCAGACAUACUUUCCACAUGGACGAUGGCUGUGUGGUGACCCGACCCCGAAAUGAAACCUUAAGGGCGCUGGAAGAAAAGCUGGCGGCGCAGCUGUGCCCUCGAAAGACAAGCGAAGUGAAGGAGAACGCAGGCUUGCUGGAGGCUCUCGCGAGAACAGGUUACCGCUACCGGGCCAUAAAUGCUCUCGACGAAGAUGCGCCACGCUGUCCUUUCCCUGACCCUCCCACUAAAGCACAAUUCCAGCAAGCGAUGAACGUGAUCCGGCCCCAUUUUCUCAUACUGACUACCACGUCUACCACAAACUAUACCGACGCCGAACGAGCUCGCAUAGACGAGUUGGCACAGCUGUCCGGACUGCCCGAAGACAACAUUGUCGUUGAUCCAGGCGCCAUUACCGGUGCACUCUACAGCAUCGUAGAUCAGAUGCCCACCAUCCUUUGCACCGAAUUCGAGCCCAUUCCUACUCUCGCCCCACAAGACGACGAAUGCGGUUACUGCGAAGAACGGUACUACAAAAGAACAUACACGUGCGUCCUCGCUGGCGCAACGGCUGGCACCGUUCUCGGCGCCACGGGCUUCCAAUUGCUCCAGUCAGGACAAGUUCUCGAUGCCGCUCCGGAACUCGAUGACCAACUGGAACCAGCAGCCAGACCUCGUCAACUGGAUCCCGACCACGUACUCUUCGCCAAUUAA